UGACGGUUUCCUCCGACCGGCGAAGUCACGUGCUAUAAAGCCUCCGGAGGGCCAGCGAAAAGCCAGUGUGCAUUCUGACAGGAGACAAGCCACACCGCCUCGCUCUCCAUCAUGAUUAUUCUACCGCUGUUGCUCUUCCUCCCGGCUCACACCACGGCAACCUUCGGCCUGUUGGCUAACCUGACGAGCGCCCUCAGCGAUGCCACCUUCACCAUCGAACUUGGCACCACCGCCUGCGAGGGCUUCCUCAGCAACGCCACGAGUGCCUUGCUGAGUGGCACUCCUCUCAACAUCACCUUCAACGACUUCUUCCUGUCCGCAAUCACGAGUUUGCAGUCGCUGGAGGAAAGCAACCCCAGAACCCGCCUCUUCUUCAACUUCGGAUCUCGCUGGACCAGCUGGAGAGACCGACUGGCCAAUCUCACCCUCACUUGGAGACCUGGCUUUUUCUUGGGGAGGUUAUUCGGUUAAAACAAUGACCGAGGUUGACCUGGAAUUCCGACUAUGCGCAACUACCCAACGACCGUUAACUGUUUUUUCUACUACCCAUUCCAGCGGGGAUAUCGACGUGUUAUAAACUUGUUCUUCUAGACCUGUAAUGCCAGAGAAACGAGGACCCACCAACUGUUAUUUCUUCCGUUUGUGUAUCGACUGAUGUGAUUAUUUUUCUUCUACAAAUACUGCACUGAAAUAAAAUUGAUUGAA
Messenger RNA from Penaeus vannamei (Pacific white shrimp), 705 nucleotides. RefSeq lists its product as uncharacterized. NCBI's taxonomy places the organism in Eukaryota, Metazoa, Arthropoda, Malacostraca, Decapoda, Penaeidae. The record is from RefSeq and is a predicted model, not a curated record.